Sarcophilus harrisii (Tasmanian devil) is the source of this 8325-nucleotide messenger RNA. It is a transcript of the gene MAST2, whose product is annotated as microtubule associated serine/threonine kinase 2. Lineage: Eukaryota; Metazoa; Chordata; Mammalia; Dasyuromorphia; Dasyuridae. The record is from RefSeq and is a predicted model, not a curated record. Gene Ontology annotation, molecular function: protein serine/threonine kinase activity; magnesium ion binding; microtubule binding. Gene Ontology annotation, biological process: intracellular signal transduction; peptidyl-serine phosphorylation. Gene Ontology annotation, cellular component: microtubule cytoskeleton.
GCCAAGCUUCAUCGGCAGCUGAGUCAGGAUGAUGGCAAACUCCGGGGCCGGGGGAGCCUGGCCACAGCCCUGUCUCUGUCAGGCAAGCAGCUGCUGCCUUUGUCCAGUGGUGGGCACAGUGGUGGGGGACAGCCACCCUGGCAGUGCUCAGGGGAAGCCUCCAACCUGGUCCGUAUGAGAAACCAGUCCCUGGGGCAGUCGGCCCCAUCGCUGACAGCUGGACUGAAGGAGCUGAGCCUUCCGAGAAGAGGCAGCUUAAUCUCUUCUCUUGGUCGAGGAAACAGUGAUGUCCACCCGCACUUACCCUCUUCAGCGUCGGCCCCGGCCCUGUGCCACCCCCAGCUUCCUCUCAGUGCUGACGGGGCUUUUGCCACAGCUCCUCCAGUUUUUUUCCUGAACCUGCCCGUGCACAGUGGCCUCGGAAGCUGCCACCCGUUCCUGUGGAGUUGUAGGACGAGUAACCGAAAGAGCCUGAUUGUUCCAUCCAGCACCUCCCCAACCCUGCCCCGGCCCCACUCACCACUCCAUGGCCACCCAGGCGGUAGUCCCCUGGACAGCCCCCGGAAUUUCUCUCCCAAUGCUCCAGCCCCGCACUUUUCCUUCGUUCCUGCCCGCAGGACGGAUGGACGGCGCUGGUCCUUGGCCUCUCUUCCUUCCUCUGGUUAUGGAACCAACACCCCUAGCUCCACUGUCUCCUCCUCCUGCUCCUCCCAGGAGAAGCUGCACCAGCUGCCCUUCCAGCCCACAGCCGAUGAGCUCCACUUCCUGACGAAGCAUUUCAGCAGUGAGAGCGUCCCGGACGAGGAGGGCCGCCAGUCGCCAGCCAUGCGGCCCCGCUCGCGCAGCCUCAGCCCUGGCCGCUCCCCAGUCUCCUUUGACAGUGAAAUAAUAAUGAUGAAUCAUGUAUACAAAGAAAGAUUCCCCAAGGCCACAGCGCAGAUGGAGGAGCGGCUGGCUGAGUGCAUAGCCUCUAACGCCACCGAGAGCGUGCUGCCCUUGGCGGACGGGGCUCUGAGCUUCAUCCACCAUCAGGUCAUCGAGCUGGCCCGGGACUGCCUGGACAAGUCCCGUGGCCCGUUCACGUCCCUCUUCCUUGAACUUCAGGGCGGGAAGCUGCUGCAAGACGCCCAUGAGCGGUCGGAGAGUGCGGAGGUGGCCUUUGUGACCCAGCUGGUGAAGAAGCUGAUGAUCAUCGUGGCCCGGCCGGCCCGGCUCCUGGAGUGUCUGGAGUUUGACCCUGAGGAGUUUUACCAUCUGCUGGAAGCUGCUGAAGGGCACGCAAAGGAGGGCCAGGGGAUCAAAUGUGACAUCCCGCGCUACAUCAUCAACCAGCUGGGCCUCACUCGGGAUCCGCUGGAAGAAAUGGCCCAGCUGAACAGCUACGACAGUCCAGACACUCCUGAGACUGACGACUCGGUUGAGGGCCGCGGAGCCGUUUUGCAGGCCAAGAAGACACCGUCUGAGGAAGAGUUUGAGACAAUCAAGCUGAUCAGCAAUGGCGCCUAUGGGGCCGUGUUCCUGGUGCGCCACAGGUCCACCCGACAGCGCUUUGCCAUGAAGAAGGUCAACAAGCAAAACCUCAUCCUGCGCAACCAGAUCCAGCAGGCGUUUGUGGAGCGCGACAUCCUCACCUUCGCCGAGAACCCGUUUGUCGUCAGCAUGUUCUGCUCCUUUGAGACCCGGCGCCACCUGUGCAUGGUCAUGGAAUAUGUGGAAGGGGGGGACUGUGCCACGCUGCUGAAGAACAUCGGGGCGCUGCCCGUCGACAUGGCGCGCAUGUACUUUGCUGAGACAGUGCUGGCGUUGGAGUACCUGCACAACUACGGCAUCGUGCACCGGGACCUCAAGCCGGACAACCUCCUGAUAACAUCCAUGGGUCACAUCAAACUGACUGACUUCGGGCUGUCCAAAAUUGGCCUCAUGAGCCUGACCACCAACCUGUACGAGGGCCACAUCGAGAAGGACGCCCGCGAGUUCCUGGACAAGCAGGUGUGUGGGACCCCCGAGUACAUCGCCCCCGAGGUGAUCCUGAGACAGGGCUAUGGGAAGCCGGUGGACUGGUGGGCCAUGGGCAUCAUCCUCUACGAAUUCCUCGUGGGCUGCGUCCCCUUCUUUGGGGACACCCCAGAGGAGCUCUUUGGACAAGUGAUCAGUGAUGAGAUUGCGUGGCCUGAGGGGGAUGACGCCCUCCCUCCCGAUGCCCAGGACCUCACCUCCAAGCUGCUGCACCAGAACCCCUUGGAGAGGAUGGGCACAGGCAGCGCCAGCGAGGUGAGGCAGCACCGCUUCUUCAAGGACCUGGACUGGACGGGCUUGCUGCGCCAGAAGGCUGAGUUCAUCCCGCAGCUGGAGUCUGAGGACGACACGAGCUACUUCGACACCCGCUCAGAACGUUACCGACACAUGGACUCAGAGGAUGAGGAUGACCCCAACGACGACGACCACGUGGAAAUCCGUCAAUUCUCUUCCUGCUCCCCAAGGUUUAGCAAGGUGUACAGCAGCCUGGAGAGGCUCUCCCUUCUCGAAGAGCGCAGGACCCCGCCUCCCACCAAACGCAGCCUCAGUGAGGAGAAGGAGGACAGGCUGGACGGGCUCAGCGGCCUCAAGGGCAAGGACCGGGGCUGGGUGAUCGGCUCCCCCGAGAUAUUGCGUAAGCGGCUGUCGGUGUCUGAGUCCUCCCACACGGAGAGCGACUCCAGCCCCCCCCUCGGGGUACGGCGGCGCUGUUCGGGGCUGCUGGACGCCCCCCGCUUCCCAGAUGCGGCCGAUGAGGCAGGCGGCAGCCCCCAGCAGAGCCAGCAGCUGGCAGAAGCCACGGCCUUUCUGACUCUGCAGCCCCGAGAGGGCGGCCCCGGGCCCGCCACGGAGCAGCCGGGAGAGCGGAAGGCGCAGGGGGACAAGGAGCCAGGUGGGAGUCCCGGGAGCGUGUGUGCCCAGCAAGGCCGCCGGAAUAGCCACGAGGGCCUGGAGAGCUCCACGCCCAAGGCCAUCAGCGACCUGGCUGUGCGGCGGGCGCGCCACCGGCUGCUGUCCGGGGAGGCUGGAGACAAGCGCUCGCCCAGGCCCGCCAACAAGGUCAUCAAGUCCGCCUCCGCCACGGCCCUGUCCCUCCUCAUCCCCUCAGAUCACCAUGGAUGCUCCCCCUUGGCCAGCCCAAUGUCCCCCCACUCUCAGUCAUCCAAUCCCUCGUCCCGGGACUCCUCCCCAAGCAGAGACUUCUCUCCGGCCAUCAGCAACCCGAAGCCCCCCAUCGUCAUUCACCGAGCUGCCAAGAAGUACGGCUUCACCCUGAGGGCCAUCCGCGUCUACAUGGGGGACACCGAUGUUUACACUGUGCAGCACAUGGUUUGGCACGUGGAGGACGGGGGCCCGGCCAGCGAGGCGGGCCUGCGGGAAGGAGAUCUCAUCACACAUGUCAAUGGCGAGCCUGUGCAUGGGCUGGUGCACACUGAGGUGGUGGAGCUGAUCCUGAAGAGCGGGAACAAGGUGUCCAUCUCGACAACACCCUUUGAGAACACGUCGAUCCGAGUGGGACCCGCCCGCAAAGGCAGCCACAGGUCCAAGAUGGCCCGAAGAGACCGGAGGAGCAGGGCCAAGGAUGGGCCCGAGAGCAGCAGGAAGAGGGGCUCCCUGUUCCGGAAGAUCACCAAGCAGGCUUCCUUCCUGCACACGAGCCGCAGCCUGUCGUCGCUGAGCCGCUCUCUGUCCUCUGGGGAGAGCGGGCCCGGCUCCCCCACCCAUGGCCAUGGCCACGGCCACAACCUGGCCCCGCGGUCUCCCACCCAGGGCUACCGAGGAGCCCCCGAGGCCUUGCACUCAGUAGGUGGAAAUUCUUCCCAGAGCAGCUCACCCAGCUCUAGCGUCCCCAACUCUCCAGCCAGCUCCGGCCACAUCCGGCCCAGCUCCCUGCACGGUCUGGCCCCCAAGCUGCAGCGGCAGUACCGCUCGCCCCGGCGCAAGUCGGCAGGCAGCAUCCCCCUCUCCCCGCUGGCGCACACUCCGUCGCCCACGCCCCAGGCCACCUCCCCCCAGCGCUCCCCAUCUCCUCUGCCGGGCCACGCCCUGACCGGCAGCCCCGCAGCCUUCCCCGGGAAGCUGCACUCCUCCCCGCCCCUGGGCCGGCAGAUCUCGAGGCCCAAAAGCGCUGAGCCGCCGCGCUCCCCGCUCCUGAAGAGGGUGCAGUCGGCUGAGAAGCUGGGGGCGGCCCUGGGGGCCUCGGAGAAGAAGCUGUCCGCCUCGCGCAAGCCGAGCCUGGACCUGCCCCCCUGUGAGGUCAGGAAGGAGCUGGGGCUGCCCGGUGAGCCGGGGGAAAAGGCCCCCCUGCCCAAGGCGGCCUCCCGGAGCCUGGGCACCAUUCGGCACGACCGGGCGGAGCGACGGGAGGCCCUGCAGAAGCAGGAGGCCAUCCGCGAGGUGGACUCCUCCGAGGAUGAGGAAGACACGGAUGACGACGGCUCCGAGAACAGCCAGGAUGGACGAGGACAGGGGCCCUGCCGGGCCCUGCCCCAGCUGGCCCCCGAGGGAGGGCCCCCAGGCAAAUUCCUGCCGGCUCACCAGGCCCAAGAGAGUGCCAAAGAAAGCGCCCGCGUGCCCCAGGACCCACGGGGCAGGGCUCAGCCUCCCACAUCCACCCCCGGGACUCCCGUGAGGACACUGGCCGAUGAAGCUGCCCCGGGUACCCUGGCACGGCUGGGGUCCGACCAGCGCCAGGCCCUGGGGGCCCAGGGCUCUCUCCAGGCCGCCUCGGGUGCUGAGGGUCCUCGGGGCGCAGCCUCCACGGAGCCCACACUCCUCCAAGGUGAUGGGCAGGCCCAGCCCUGUCCCAAGCCAGCACUUACAGCACUUUGUCCUUGGCUGUCAGGGGGCCCCCUCCCUUGCCCUGGUCCACAUCCGAAGCAGAAGCAGGCCCCCGGGAGCGGCUUGGGCCCCGUCCAGCUCCGACCUCUGCCCCUGCAGGUGCCCACCCUGACUGAGGGUGGGCACGGCUGGGAUGCAGCCUCGUCCCAGGCCACCAUGAGCCUUCAGCCGGGAUCCAAGCUAGAGGGCUCCUCCAAGCCUGGCCAGCCCCAGGCCCCCCAGCUCACCAGCCCUUCCCAGCCCCUCGCCUACAUGACCCCCAGCCCCAGCCCCGCCCCUUGCCCACCUUGGGAGCCCAAGUGCCCCUGGGCAGAGAAGGAGGAACUAGCUUUGGGGAGCACCAAGGUGCCUGACGCUGCCGGGGACAGCAAGCAGGCCCCCCAGUGCAAAGGGCACCUGCAGCCCCCCGGGCGGGAAGAGACUGUGCCGCCAAGAGCCCUGCACGAGCCCCAUGACUGUGCCCUGGUGCACGACGACCUUCUGAGAAGAACGUAGCUGCCGGCCUGGGCCCCGACCCCCCGUAUAAUAUAUGCUCAUGGAAACGCCUGCUGUGCCGCUAUCUCUGUGCCGCCCUGGGCCCGGGGAGCGUCUGUCCCCACUUAUGUCGCUGUCUCCGGAGCCGGGCUUGGGGCUGCGGUCUCGUCCCCCCUCCUCUCCCAGGCACAGGCAGGGCCACCCAGGGGGUGCCGGGGGAUGGGUGUCUCCCAAGGGCCCCACGGGGGGAGGGAGGCCGCGGCCUCUCAUUGGGCCCGCUCCUCGGAGGGCAGACACGGGGUGGGGAAGAAGGUGCUGGGGGGAGAUGGUCUUCCCGACCUCCGUUUGUGUCUCAAGGUGAGCCUCAAGGGAAGUGGAGCUGAGAUGGUGCCAGGGGUCUGAGGGCCCCAGCUGCCUUGGCAAGAGCUGCCAUUGGUCCGGGGGUCCGGGCUGAAAUGGAGCUGCCUCUGAGAAGUUGCUCCCUAGGGAGGCCUGGAAAUAAGGAGGGUUGGCAGCCAGGGGGCGCUUCUGGGCGAGCCGCUGCUUGUGGAGCACAGGGCUCUGCUGUAUGUCCUGGGCCUGGCGCCGACCGCCUCCCCUCCUGCCCCUUCUGCCUUCUGUGAAAUCUUUGUUCUCCCUUAAUAUGCAAGCGAGGCCUCCUGUGGCCCUGGUGCUGCCGCCGAGGAGGUGGAGAAGGUGGGGUGAGGGCAAGUGGAGGACAGGAGGCCUUGGGGGCUCUCAAGUCGGGACCCCCGAGUAGCUAGAGGCCUGGAAGUGUCCCCGGUGGGCCGAAAGGCAGGCCGGGAAUCAGCCCUCAGGGCUGCGGCAAACCGGCGAGAGCCGGCUAGGACUCUGGAAUUGCAGGAGGGGCAAGGGGCUGCCCAGGGGUCCAGCUUUGCCGAGGCCUUGACAGGCCUUACAGAGAACGGGGGAGGGCUGCUACACACAUGAAAUGCCUGGGAUGGGAGCCCUGUCCCCACCGAGCUUAGCAGCUGAGUGAGAAGCACCCACCCCAGCUGCGCAGCCAGGGAGCUUCUCGGGACAGUCAGAGGCCCCUCGAGAGGUCACCACCUCCCUCUCCAGGGCCCCCUGGGGCCCUGCCCCCCAUCCCCGCCCUGCACCUCCAGGGCUGCGGAAAAAAAUCCAUGAGAGGAGCUUCCGGCCCAUACUCCUCCUUUUCCCUGCACCACUUGAGCACGCGCCCAGAACGUGGGCAUCUGCAGCGGAGGAGCAGCGCCAUCUGGGCACCAGCUCCACUCAGCUUGUCCCACCCUGACCCCUACACAUUCGCCAUGGGAGGGUCAUCCACAGGCUAGUUCUGUCCAGGGUUCUGGAGGGGCCGUCCGCUUAAUGGCCAUCCAAGGUGGCCAGGGGCUCCGUCUCCCCAAUUCCAAACCAGGGCCUCCGCCACCGGGGCACCUUUUGCAUUUAUCUGGGGCCCUGCUCCGUACAGACACAGGGAUAAUGCGGUCCUGCCCCAAAGGGGGCUCCCUAUCGAUUGGGGAAAGCACCAUGUUCAGACCAAGUUCAAGGUUUGGGGGGAGAGGCAUAAGAGUUUGUGAUGGAAGGAGGUGCUUGAGUCUUGGAAAAGGGGUUCCAUGAGGCAAAGGUGAAAAGGGGGGCAGUUUGUGCAAAAGCGGGAGGUCCUGAUGGCUUGGUGCGCUCAGCCGGGUGGCCGAGGGCAGGGGGAGGGCCUGCUGCUGUGGACCCCUGGGGAUGAGGGAGAAAAUCAGACGGGCACUUGGGUAUCAGGGUUAAUCACUCGGUAGUCUCUUUUUUUCAGUAGUGAUACUUGAGAUUGGGGCGGCUAGGUGGUGCAAUGGGUAGAGCACUGGCCCUGGAGUCUACUCUGGCCCCAAACUCUAGCUGUGUGACUCUGGGCAAGUCACUUAACCCCGACUGCCUCCACGAAAUGAUAGUAAUACUUGAGAUUGUGCAUUCUCUGCUGCUAUCUUGGGGUCCUCCAGGUCUCCGGAGAGCCCAGCCCCCUUUCUCCGGGGCCCAUGAGGUUUGAUCCCACCUCUCUCUGGGUUCUGGACCAUCCCUUUGCACGGUCCAUGGGGCAUCUCCAUGUCCUUGGUGAAAGAGGAUGUUUCUUACAGAAACACGGAGCCAGGGGUGGCUUCAGGUGGGGCAGGAGGCCGGGCCCAGCCAUCAUGGCACAGCGGCUCCUGGCCAGAGACAGCUGGCUCGCGGGCAUUGUGGAGCCCACGAGCGAACCGGGAUGGAUGGGACCACGGGCCCCUCUGUGCUUCGCCCCCCCCCAAGUCUUCUGCUCAAUGGCCCGCAAAGUUCUUCAAGCUCGUGGUUCUCCCAAGCGGCCGGGCUCCUGAUCUGGGGUCGAGGGUGACCACCAGCACUGAGGGGAGGCAUGCUCUCCGGACACUGCUGUGGGGGCUGGCACUCGGGCGGCUGUCAUUGUGCACUUCCCCCAACAUCCCCCAGCUUCCCUUUUGCCCCUGCACUGUGCUAACGCUAAAAGCAGGACAUUCUCUGCCUCCCAAGGGACACCUUCCACCCUCUUUAGGACGGAAUCCUUUGGUCUCAUCUGUCAAGUACUGUGUCCACUUUUCCGGGCCUUGGGGUUCGUAGCCGCCCUAAGCACGUUUGCCUGGCCUCUCUGGAGGCAUUUCUUGUGAGGUCCCAGUGCCACUGCCCCGAGCUGGGACCAGAAAGAAUCGCCAAACCCAGGCGGCUGAUUUUCCCUCCUCUCUCGUCUCAGUAGUUUGCUCUUGAGCUCAUUUCUGUAUGGUGGUAGUAGCUUAAUAUGUAAUUAGAUUAUCCCCCAGAAUGGCAAAUCAGCUGGGUGGCCAGUGUGACCUGGUGCUACGGAGUAGUUUGGAGUAGUGUGUAAAUUCCUCCCAAAAAGCUGUGAUUGUGGAACCCCCUCAUUUAUGCGCUCCCCGACGAGUGAGUGUGGACGGGGACUUCAGCAAGAGGUGCAGGUCCCUCUGUGGAUUUAUGUAUCUUCAAAUAAAUGUGUUUUACUUGUAA